This is a messenger RNA of Neltuma alba, 1162 nucleotides long. RefSeq lists its product as uncharacterized. Lineage: Eukaryota; Viridiplantae; Streptophyta; Magnoliopsida; Fabales; Fabaceae. The record is from RefSeq and is a predicted model, not a curated record. The transcript has 2 exons. The coding region runs from base 150 to 743 and encodes 197 amino acids.
AUCAUCUCUCGUUCUCUCUGUUCCUUACUUCCUCCUCUCUUGCAGGCCAUAAUAAAGUUUGCCUCAAUCACAAAACUCACAGUCCCUACUUCUUUCUUCUUCAAAAACCUCACGAGCAAUCCUGUUUGAUCUCUCAACCAUACGCAAAAAUGCUAGAUCCAGCUACUGAAUUGAUGCCUGCACCAUCUUCACCGACCAUCUCGUCCGUUUCCUCCUCCGAUCUUGACACUGAGUCCACGGGGUCAUUUUUCCAUGAUAGAAGCACUACUUUGGGUACUUUGAUGGGAGUGAGCUUCCCGGCCAUCACAUUCAGAGCCCCAUCUCAGCACCGAGACCCGCAUUCCGCCACCGCUGGAUCCGCCGCACCGUUAGGCGGCUCCAGGAGAGGCAUCAAGCCUAAUAAGAAAAACAUGAGAGCAAAGGCGGUGGACGCGGCGGCUGUCGUAGCAGAAAGGCGAAGGAGAUGGUGGAGCCUGUGCAGGGACGGCGACGCGAGGCCGGCAGCUUCGCUCGGCGACUUUCUUGAGGUGGAACGGAGAUUCGGAGACGGCGAGUUUUACGGUACGGCGGCCGAGCUCGAAGGAAUGGUCAUGGGUCAGCAGAGGAAUAGUGGUCGAGUGUUAUUCGCGAACGGUAGAGUUCUCCCACCGGCCACCGACGUCGACGACGGAGCUUCCACGGCAGGAAGUCUUUGCAAUAGAUUCCCGGUUUCACUCACCGGGAUCUGUAGCGGCGGGGCAUAAUGGAUAGGAAGGAUAAAGCUCCGAGUUUUGAAUUUUCAAUCAAUUAAAAAAACAAAAAAGAAAAAGAAAAUGGGGACUGUUUUGGAGGUUGUUUGGAUGAUGGUGAUUGAUGACUAAUUAGUAAUCAAAUUAUUUUUCAGUGUGCAUUUCAUCUUGUGGUUUUGGUUUACAGGCAAAAAGCAAGGUGAUGCCUUUUGGGCUCUUUUACUUUCUUCUUUUCCUUUUUGAUUUGGGAGUGGUCCAUAUUAUAAUCAAUCUACAAAUGGGUGAUUGACAUUAAUCAUGUGUCCCUUUUGGCAAAAUUCAAAUCAAUUACUGAUGUAAAAAUGGUUUUUAGGGCAUCCCUUUGAUUGUUGCAUCAAUCAAACCCACUUACAGGAAAUGGAAUUUUGUCCUGUGUGUUCAUGGACAAAUUUGUC